AUGGGCGGCUGUGGCUGUGGCUAUGUCCAGGCAGCACCCUAUGUGGAGUAUGCACCUCCCUAUCCGGUGCUCAUGGGCAGGUUGGAGCCGAUGUACGGCAUUGCGCCGCAGCCCUGUGUGUUGUCCACCCAGCCCACGGUCCCCAGUUUGCUGCCUGCACCUCCUGUGACCUACGGAUGGCAGGCACCUCCCUCAGCCUACGUGAUGCCUCCGGUGGCCAUGCCGACCAUCAUUGCUGAGCCGCAGGUGGUGCUGCAGCUUGCCCCAGCGGAAGCAAAGCCCAGUGAAGAGCGCUCCUCGAGACAUCAGUUGUUGCUGGAUGACUUUCUGAAGCCGGAUGAGGACUCGCUCGCUCCGGGACGCAAAGCCAUGGAUGGUGAUGCAAGGAACGAAGAGUAUAUCCAGAAGAAUUCAAAGAAGGUGUUGACUCCGGGCCUUGUGAUGGCGGACUCCGAAGAGGUGAAGAGCCCUCGCUGGAGGGAUGCUGAGUCGGUGGCCAACUUGUUCUCAGACGACAAGACCACAGUGAUGAUGCGCAACAUCCCAAACCGCUACACAUGCGAAGAGUUGCUGAGCGAAGUGAUGAUGGCAGGCUUUGAUGAAGCGUUCGACUUUUUCUAUUCGCCUAUGGACUUCAAGACCAAACGCAAUCGCGGCUAUGGCUUCAUCAACUUCCACACGGCGGACAUCGCCAAAGAGUUCGCUAUGGCCUUUCAUCGCCGACAGCUCUCCUUGUACUCCUCCAAGAAGAUCGUGGAGGUGGCGCCCGCCGUGACGCAAGGCUAUACAGCCAACAUGACCAAGUACUUCGAGAAGGAUUCCGAGCGAAUCAAAAACGAUUGGUUUAGACCCAUGCUGUUCUCGAAGAGUUCCUGCCUUCGAAAUGCGUGA
This is a messenger RNA of Cladocopium goreaui, 891 nucleotides long. NCBI's taxonomy places the organism in Eukaryota, Dinophyceae, Suessiales, Symbiodiniaceae. The record is from the annotation of a GenBank genome assembly.